Molecule: messenger RNA, 3171 nt
Organism: Fusarium mangiferae
Lineage: Eukaryota; Fungi; Ascomycota; Sordariomycetes; Hypocreales; Nectriaceae
Exons: 2
Coding region: 1-3171 (1056 amino acids)
Biological process (GO): protein deubiquitination
Molecular function (GO): cysteine-type deubiquitinase activity
Source: RefSeq, a predicted model, not a curated record
AUGGCCUCCCUAGGGCAUUCGCGCGCAAGCAGUGUGGCCACCGCAGGCUCACACUCCUUGGGCGGCCCCGGCGCAUUCAAUCAUGGCCCGAUACCAGGCGGCAGUCGAGGAGGCGAAUCUCCCUCGAAGCCUCCAAUUCCUCAUAUUGACGAUGUUCUUGCUGCGCGGAACCUCGACCGGAACGUGUCUGCUCGAAAACUUCUGGAAUCGGCCGAGGCAUCAUUUAAGCAAGCCGAGAUCGCUCGGGAGUUUCGCAGACCGGCCAUCGCUCUGAACGAAUAUAUACGGGCGUCCAUAAUCGCUGUACAAUUCAUCACCAACCAUCCCGAAUAUCAUGAUCUCAAAACGAGUCACGGCGAUUUUGUAAAAGCUCAUAACAAUCUACUCGCCAAGAUCAGCCAGCAGGACCAUGUGUAUGCCAAGAUCAAGGCCGACAUUAUUGCGGAUAACAAGCGAUCUGGUGUGCAACCACGAGCUGUUCGACCAGGUUCGUCACAAGGAGGAAGUCGGCCACAUACACCAUCAAAAUCGACCGUCGAAGGGCCCAUGUCACCCUCAAGGCAUCGAUCUGAUGGGCAUGACAUGAAUGGUUCUCCUGCUCGAGCAAAACCAGCAAUUCAACCGAAACCUCAAUCUCUCCACGGGAACGCCAUCAAACCCGGGGCUCAAAGAGCAUCCAUUAAUGGCGUCCAAGAUCUCGCUGCCAGGUUUGCCAACCUGAGAGGCCCGCAACCUUCACCAGGUCAAGAUCCACGCAUCAAGACACAUCAGAUAACGCUCCCAAAGCCGAUGGGUCCUAGAGAGAUGCCCCCACCCCGGCCGCCCAAGGUUGGUAUUGACACCAGUGUGCCUACUCUACCCAAGAUGCCAGAUGCUAUCUACAGCCCUGCUCGUGGGAGCAUCUCAGGAGAGGUAACAAGACCGCCUUCAAGCACACCUCGUAGCAUGUACCGCACAGCGUCCGCCGUUUCGAUACCUGGAACUCCCACGGGCUCAUCACAGUCACAAACAGACUAUUUUGUUCCUACGCAAAGUUAUUCGAACAACUCUAUUCCUCCGGUCCCCCCGAGCAAUCUCAAUGGCUCUGUAAGGGUUCCAGAAGGCGAUGCCAUUUCCCCCGAGGAAUUAUACCAAGCUAUGAAAGCUAAGGGGAGUAUUUUGAUAAUAGACAUUCGCAUGAGGGACGACUUUAACGAAGGCCACAUUAUGUCGUCGUCAACAAUUUGUAUUGAGCCUAGCAUCCUGCUCAGGGAUAACCUCUCUGCGGAUGACAUUUCUGAGAGCUUGAUUCUCUCUCCUAACCAGGAACAAUCGCUUUUCGAACAACGCCAUGCCUAUGAUCUAGUGGUCUUCUAUGAUCAAGACUCUGAAGAAAUUCCCGAGCACCCACGGAACUCUGACGACUUAGUAAUUAUAUCACUCCAUCGAGCUUUAGUUCACUUGAAUUUUAUGAAGGAGCUCAAAAACUCACCCAAGAUUCUCAAGGGAGGUCUCGAUGCUUGGGUUGACUUGAUGGGGCCUGCAUCUCUGGGCUCGACUAUUUCAACAACGAACAGAACAGUGCACUUGGAGCGCAAUCGAAGCCGGUUAUCAGCCAUCGAGCGACGGAGGUCAAAAUAUAUCGCCAAGCCUCUCAAGCCUGACGAAGUCAAAGUGUGGCAAGAGACACUCAAAAACGACGACGAUAUGCAGACAGCAUCAUCACCCAACUUCACUCGUACUACGGAAGACUUCCUUCGGAGAUUCCCACCAGUGUCUUUGGAACAAGAGUCUAUGACUUCUCCGGAAGAGAAGCCCCGGAAUCGCCCCGUUUAUGGGCUAUCUCACAAGGUCGACCUCUACACAGACUUGCCCUCACCACCUACAAGACCAGCCCCUGCUUUACCGCGACGAAGCUACAGCGGCCUUACCGAAGGGAGGGACGAGAACGAGCUUUAUGGCAACAAUAACGCAGUCGUGCCGCCUCGUCCUUCAAGAGCACCAACUAUGAAGGCCGUGGAGCAGCAAUCCACAGGUGAUUCGGCCAAGUUCUACACUGGGCUCAACAAUCCCAACAACUGGUGCUACGCCAACAGCACGCUGCAGAGCUUGCUCGCUUCACCUGAGUUUGGAAGAGAACUGGCGAACUCGGAAUGGGUCAGCAAGUACAAGGCGCCAAUGAAAGAUGACGAGAAGAUUGAGCAGCCACAGCUUAUGAUUCGUAUUAUCUCAAACCUGUUCCACUGGAUGAGUUCAGGCAAAUUUCAGGUCAUGAUGGCCCAGACGCUCAUGAAUUACUCACAUCACGUUUGUACCCAAAGCCGAAGCAUCGAGCAGUUUGGCGGGAGCCAGCAGCAAGAUGCUCAGGAGUUCAUGUCUUUCGUGAUCACUCACCUACACGACGAGACUAACACACGCCGAGAUCGAAAGGGCACUGCUGCCCAGCCAGAUACUAAGCACCAGUCUCUUGUGAAGGCUGCCGUUCAGUACUGGCAGAAUCACCUCGAAUACAAUCGUUCUAUUGUCGACCGCUACUGGCGCGGUCUUGAGCUAUCAACUGUCGAGUGCUUCGAAUGCCGCACCCGUACUUAUCAGUUCAACCCUAUUGAUGUUGUCCCUGUCACAGUGGGAAUGGGGCGUGGCAUGACUCUCGAGCAGGUUCUCGACCAGUAUACAUCAGGCAACAUCAUCAACGACUUCCAUUGCGAUCACUGCCGCCAUCCUACUCGGGCUCAACAGAGUCUCUCCUUUGCCCGCUUUCCAUCCUUGCUCUGCGUCGUCUUCCGGCGCUUCCACUACCAACAUGAUUCCUCGGAUUUACGCAAAUCAACGGCGCCCAUCACGUGGGAUUUCAAUGACACCGACUUUACACGCUACUUCCUCCCCCCUGGCUCUCGCGAGUCUUCAUCUGGAUUUGAUCCCAUGGACCCUGCAUUCACAGGGCCAUUCCGCUACGAGGCUUAUGCUGUUAUUGUUCAUACAGGUAGUCGUACUGAUAAUGGACAUUAUUUGGCGUAUGUGCGGGACUCCACGUCUCAUGACCCUUACGCAUGGUUCUGCUGCAACGAUUCGCGCGUGACAAAGGUUCGCAUUGGCAGCGGAGACCGCGAUGAUGUCCAGGAGGAGGUGUUCAAGUCUGGCCGCGACCGCGUACCAUAUCUAGUCUUCUUUCGUCGCAAGGGCAUGCGAUAA